This is a messenger RNA of Zingiber officinale, 2096 nucleotides long. Its product is annotated as alpha-N-acetylglucosaminidase-like. NCBI's taxonomy places the organism in Eukaryota, Viridiplantae, Streptophyta, Magnoliopsida, Zingiberales, Zingiberaceae. The record is from RefSeq and is a predicted model, not a curated record. The transcript has 16 exons. The coding region runs from base 1 to 2007 and encodes 668 amino acids.
AUGCCUUUCCACCACUUCUUGGAAAACUUAGGUUAUUUUGUCUUCUACUCAGAUUCAUAUGCAUGGUGGGGCUGGGAAAGAUGGGAGAAAGAAAUUGACUGGAUGGCUCUCCAAGGCAUCAACUUACCACUUGCUUUCAAUGGGCAGGAAGCUAUUUGGAAGAAAGUUUUUGAGAGGUAUAAUAUCAGCCACUCAGAUCUAGAUGAUUUUUUUGGAGGACCUGCCUUUCUUGCAUGGUCACGUAUGGGAAAUUUGCAUGGAUGGGGUGGACCCUUGCCUCAAACUUGGCUUGAUGAUCAACUAGUUCUUCAAAAGAAAAUACUUGCUAGAAUGUACUCAUUUGGGAUGUCUCCAGUUCUUCCUGCAUUUUCUGGAAAUGUUCCUCCUGUAUUGAAAGCCAAAUUUCCUUCAGCUAAAAUUAGUCAGCUUGGAAACUGGUUUACAGUUCAUAGUGAUCUAAGGUGGUGUUGCACAUAUCUUUUAGAUGCAACAGAUCCUUUGUUUGUAGAAAUUGGAAAAGCAUUUGUUGAACAACAACUUAAAGAAUAUGGAAGAACUAGUCACAUAUACAAUUGUGAUACAUUUGAUGAGAAUACUCCUCCUCUGGAUGAUCCAAACUACAUUUCUUCAUUGGGUUCAGCAAUAUAUAAAGGAAUGCAAAGUGGUGAUGAUAAUGCUGUAUGGCUCAUGCAGGGUUGGUUAUUCUCAUAUGAUCCAUUUUGGAAGCCCCCUCAGAUGAAGGCUCUCCUUCAUUCAGUUCCAAUUGGUCACAUGGUAGUUCUUGAUCUGUUUGCUGAAGUAAAACCAAUAUGGUUCACCUCAGAGCAAUUUUAUGGCGUUCCCUAUAUCUGGUGUAUGCUACAUAAUUUUGCUGGAAACAUUGAGAUGUAUGGUAUUCUGGAUUCCAUUGCACUGGGACCUAUUGAAGCUCAAAUAAGCAAAAAUUCAACCAUGGUUGGUGUUGGAAUGUCGAUGGAAGGCAUUGAGCAAAAUCCUAUUGUUUACGAUCUUAUGUCUGAAAUGGCAUUUCAUCACAAGCCAGUAAAUGUGAAGGUGUGGGUUGACCAAUAUGCAUCAAGGAGAUAUGGAAAAAAUGUUUCAGGUCUACAAGAGGCUUGGCAGAUAUUGUAUCAUACUCUCUAUAAUUGCACUGAUGGUGCUUAUGACAAAAACAGAGAUGUUAUUGUUGCAUUUCCAGAUGUUGAUCCAUCAGUCAUCUUAAUACCGGAGUUAUCAGGAAGAAAGUAUUUUAGAGGACACAUAUUAAAAAGGAGACAAAUGAAGGAAACAACUGACUCUUAUGAGCAUCCACAUUUAUGGUAUUCAGUGUCUGAUGUCAUAAACGCAUUAGUUCUUUUUUUAGAAAAUGGAGAUGAAGUAGCGGAUUCCCACACUUUCAGGUACGAUCUUGUGGACCUUACCCGACAGGCACUAGCAAAAUAUGCAAACAAACUAUUCUUGAAGGUCAUUGAAGGGUAUCAUCUAAGCAAUCUCUCACAAGUAACUUCCUGUGCUCACCACUUCCUUGAUCUUGUCAAAGACUUGGACACUCUUUUGUCCAGUCAUGAUGGAUUUCUGCUUGGUCCCUGGUUGGAAAGUGCUAAGAACCUAGCAAGAGAUCCAGAACAGGAGAAACAGUUUGAAUGGAAUGCAAGAACUCAGUUAACAAUGUGGUUUGAUAAUACAGACACCGAAGCUAGUCUGCUUCGAGAUUAUGGAAAUAAGUACUGGAGUGGUCUUCUGCAAGACUAUUACAGACCACGGGCAGCUUUAUAUUUUAAGCACAUGAUCGAUAGCUUGGUGAAAGGUGAGAGCUUUCCACUGGAAGACUGGAGAAGGGAUUGGAUAUCUCUUACCAAUAAAUGGCAGGAAAGUAGAAACCUGUUCAUAGUAAAAGCUCAUGGAGAUGCUCUAAACAUCUCGCGCUGGUUAUAUGACAAAUAUUUAAGAGAAGACCACUCACAAUCACUUUAUAAGCUCAGAGAAAACCACAACGAUCAGCUUUAAUUUUGAAUUAUGAAUCUUCUGCCCAGAUGAUAGUUUGCUUUACAAUUGUUAGUUUGUUCAUCAUAAAAGAAUUCAUGGUCAUUAAUUUA